AUGGUGGCACAAAAGUCUCAAGGAAUCCAGACACUCUUGGAGGCUGAAAAAGAGGCGACUAAGAUCGUCGAUCAGGCUCGUUCAUACCGGACUAAGAAAUUGAAGGAGGCUCAAACUGAGGCUGAAAAGGAUAUUUCAAAACUGAAGGAGAGAAAGGAACAUGAGCUCGAAGAGUACAAGAAGAAGUUCGAAGGUACACAAUCGUCCGCGCAAGAUAAAAUCGACCGUGAGACAAAGGAGCAACUGAAGGAAAUCGAAAAUGCCUUUAGCAAGAAGCAUGCAGAGCUUAUAAAGAAACUUUUGGAGCGUGUUGGCCAGGUUGACCCCAAGCCACACCGGAAUUUGCACAAGAUUGAGGCAUAA
Molecule: messenger RNA, 363 nt
Organism: Malassezia globosa CBS 7966
Lineage: Eukaryota; Fungi; Basidiomycota; Malasseziomycetes; Malasseziales; Malasseziaceae
Exons: 2
Coding region: 1-363 (120 amino acids)
Biological process (GO): proton transmembrane transport
Cellular component (GO): vacuolar proton-transporting V-type ATPase complex
Molecular function (GO): proton-transporting ATPase activity, rotational mechanism
Source: RefSeq, a predicted model, not a curated record